Messenger RNA from Fopius arisanus, 3312 nucleotides. RefSeq names its product T-box transcription factor TBX20. Gene Ontology annotation, cellular component: nucleus. The record is from RefSeq and is a predicted model, not a curated record. Lineage: Eukaryota; Metazoa; Arthropoda; Insecta; Hymenoptera; Braconidae. The transcript is spliced from 6 exons. Gene Ontology annotation, molecular function: DNA-binding transcription factor activity, RNA polymerase II-specific; RNA polymerase II cis-regulatory region sequence-specific DNA binding. The coding region runs from base 349 to 1836 and encodes 495 amino acids. Gene Ontology annotation, biological process: heart development; regulation of transcription by RNA polymerase II; cell fate specification.
GCAGACGCGUCGUGCCCCCGGAUAACUAGAGAGAACAAUUUUAAAACGACUUUUGUGGGGUUUAUCAUUUUCGGUGCGUCGUGAGAAACAUAUCAAGAGAAUUUUAACCAACUCGUGUUACUGAACGUUUUAUCGUGCACUCGUGUUUUAUUUAUUUUCAUUUAUUUAUUUUCUUCUUCAUCGCGUUUUUCCUCCCAGUCAUUGCAAUUGACGCUUGAGGAUUUGUUGACAGCCAGUGACGGAUCUGUGAUUUGCGGUGUGGGAACAUUCUCAGGGGAGAGGACAGGGGUGUUCGGCGGUUUUUGAUUUUUUUUUUUUAAAUCAGUGAGUUGAAUCGGUGAAUGAGGUAUGUCUACCAAGGGGGAAAGGGGUAAAGCCACGGACUUCAGCAUCGCGGCCAUCAUGGCGCCCAGGGGUUCAACGUUUGGACAUUACCACCUGCAGGGCCUUGGUAAUGCUGCUGGCAAUAAUGUGGAAUGCAACAACAAGGGAUUCGUCGCUUCACCGAGUCUUGAUCACCGUGUUGCGAGAUCAUCGCCAGUUAAUAUCGUGGCAACCGCAACAGUAGUUACAGGUGAUGCACUCCUUGACGACGAUGAUGAUGAUGAGGUUGACGAGGGUGUGGGCGAGGCUGAGAGCGAGGGAACGGAGAAAUCAGCGAAUGGUGAUGAUGAGGAGGUGGACGUUGAUGUUGAAGAAUGCAGUAGUUUGGAUGAUGGUCCACUUGGUUUAUCCGAUGGCCUCACUAACCGCAAGUUCAAUGGUAGUAAUUCAGCGAGUAGAAAAGUGCCACAACAUAGACGAACCACGUGUAAUUCCGAGGAGCUUAAGAAUAUUGACUGUCACUUGGAGACUAAGGAGCUGUGGGACAAGUUCAAUGAACUUGGCACCGAGAUGAUCAUCACUAAAACUGGCAGGCGGAUGUUCCCAACGUGUCGGGUGUCUUUCAGUGAGUUGAGGCCUGAGGGAAGGUACUCUGUACUCAUGGAUAUCGUACCAGUUGAUGACAAGCGGUACAGAUACGCCUAUCACAGGAGUUCUUGGCUUGUUGCGGGAAAAGCUGAUCCACCGGCACCACCUAGACUAUAUGAACAUCCUGAUUCACCGUUCACUGGGGAACAGUUGAGGAAGCAGGUUGUGUCCUUCGAGAAAGUCAAGCUCACUAAUAACGAGAUGGAUAAACACGGACAGAUUGUAUUGAAUUCGAUGCAUCGAUAUCAGCCGAGAAUCCACUUGGUGAGGUUGCGAGGCAAGGACGAGGAAAAGGGCCACAAAAUAAAUGAUUUGAAUAAAGAGGAGCACAAGACUUUCAUAUUCCCCGAGGCUAUUUUCACCGCAGUCACUGCCUAUCAAAAUCAAUUGAUAACUAAAUUGAAAAUCGACAGCAAUCCCUUCGCCAAAGGAUUCAGGGACUCCUCCAGACUGACUGAUUAUGAUCGAGAUCCGAUGGAGCUGAUGGAGCAGCAAUUGGUAAGAUGCGGUGUGCCCCCAGUCAGAUUGUACGAGCAUCUAGCAUUGACCUCACCAGCAGCUGCUGCAGCUCUUAAUGCCCAGCAGCAGCAGCAGCAGCAGGGACCAGACAGUCAACAUCCUGGGCACUCGUUGUCACCGGCGUGGCUCCAGCCAUCAACGGCGUUGCUCUAUGGCAGUAGAGGCGGCACUCCAUCACCCUAUCCAUCCCACUCAUUUCCCUAUCCUGCUCUCUCGUGGUCCUGGCAACCACCAGUGGCUAUGAUCUCAAGACGAUCGUCUUCCUCGUCGCCACGAUACACUCCCUAUCCAACCGCGACGUCUACGUCACCACCUCUUCGCCCACGUCCAACCACCCCGAAUUAGCGACCCCCCGUUUUAUUUCCAUUAUUUUCGCGGUGAUACGGACGCCAUUUUCUACCGGUGGAUUCGUCUUUCGAGAUUUGAGACAUCGAAGGACUUUAAAUUGUUCGGCACGAAUGCCUGAUUUUUCAGGACUUUUGAAAACUAGUGCCUUCGUCAAAGUUCAUUUAUUCAUUCAAAUACAGAAGAAUCCCGUUAUAAUGGUGUGCAUGGGGCUGUAGGGGAAGAUAAUUCCGAGAAUUUUACUGUAUGCAACUACCCCCACCACGCGCUCGCUGCGACCGUAAAGGGAAUUUUUUCAUAGAAAAUUCAUCUUGGAGCCCCGGAAGUAAUACAGUGGAGGAACCAAAAGAUGGGCGAAAAAAGAAAUUAAUGAGAGAUUGGACAUUAACGAGAUUCUACUGUAAGUAAAUAUGAAUGGAUAGAAUAUCUAAGAAAUAAAAUGAAUUGUUUCGAUAUUGUUCCACGUAUCGUGGAGUUUUGCUGUUCAAACCAAAUCUAAUUUGUUUUGAAAUAGCGAGACACUAGUUUUCCGACGUAUGGAAAGUCAUUUUCAUCGAAUUAUUUCUCAAACUCAGUGAUUCAACGACGUUCGUUCAUCGUAAAGUUAACCAUUUACUUUACCCAGAGAAGAGCCAAAGAAUUAGCCCAGCCAGAGAAUGAUUUAACUAAUUAAUUGUAAUAGUUGUACCUAUGUAUAGUAAGUAAAUGUAUUCUGUACAGUGCGAUAAUUAAGAUUCAGCGGAUAUCAAUUUUCCUUUGUUCCUCCGGCGAAUAAUAAAAAAAAAUCCCGUGAAAGACUAUCAGCGUUAAUUGAGGUAAUUAAUCUCGCGUAAUGUAACCGUUACCCAAGAUUUUUUAAGUAGUAAUAAAUCAAACAAGUGAUUGUAACACAAAGGACUAAUUAAAAAACGUUUAGGUAAUGGCUAUUUGUUCAAUUAAACUGAGCAUUAUGUAAAUAAGUAAAAAUUAUUGGAAAUUCGAAGUGUAUAUAAGUAUACGGGUCAUUAUGUUAAGUGUAUGUAGCGGUGUAAGAGAUUAUUGAAAUGAUCAUUGAUUUUUGGUUAUCAAAAAUGUUACCGAGUUAUUUUAUAAUUAAUCCAGCACGAGUUUUCUUCACUUUCUUUAGGUCAUUGUUUCCCGGUUGACUGUGUAGUAAGACAUAUUUUUUUCCGUAUCAACGCCUGGAACGUGUUCACAUGAUAAGAUAAGACGAGCUCCACUACCGUCCUUUGUGACCCUGUCCGCCUUGUGAAACCACACGACCCCGAAAGAGAACGAUUAAUAGACGAAUACUCGUGCUGGCUUUAAGAAUUCUAUUUUAUUUUUGCUCGUUCUAUUUUCUCUCAACGGCUGUACCAUACCACGAUAGUAUUAACCCCUUCGUCUUGCCCUAUUUGAGGCAAUUGUACAUAAUGAAGGGACUGGAGAGGAAGUGUCCUGCUAGUUAAUUAAAUUGAGGGGUAAUCGAUAAUGUAG